UAUCGGACCCGAGCUCUUUGGGCGAAUUAACGACAUUGAAUUUGACAUUGGAAAGUUUGACAACAGCAGGUGGAAGAGACAAGAUGCCUUUCGUUUUAGGGGUCAACUUUCACGAGAAGAAGCUCGUCAAGAAAGCACUUGAGAGUUUCUACGCCCUAGGGCCCCAGACAUCAGCCCGCAUCAUGGCCAAGUACUGCAUACACCCGCUGGCCAAGCUCGGCACGCUUCCCGCAAAGACGGUUACAUCCCUGACAGCCGAACUAUCCACAAUGACCAUUGAGAAUGACGCACGGCGGCUGGUACAGGAGAACAUUAAGCGCUUGCGAGAUAUGGGAACAUACAGAGGACGAAGGCAUGCCAUGGGUCUGCCUGUACGUGGACAGAGGACGAGGAACCAGAUAUCUACGGCCCGCAAGCUCAAUGUGCUGGAGAGAGGUGGUGGAGAUCGCGUGAGGAACAGUUAAAGGUAUUCGGCGCCUUGUCAUAUUUAGGUAUUUGAACGAAUGGGUGCGGAUGUUAGGCAGGUGAGGAACGGGCCUAGUGAUAGUGACAAGGUAUGGCAAAAGGGGUAGAGCACCAGAAACCUACUACCACACACAUGGCCUAGAGAUGUUCCUUGCUGUAUAUGUAUCAUGAAUUGCGAAAUAGGAAACCGCUGUACAAUGAAAUGCUAAGGAUUAGCCAAAAUUAAUCACGACAUGCAAAUCCACAAAGGGG
Molecule: messenger RNA, 717 nt
Organism: Pseudomassariella vexata
Lineage: Eukaryota; Fungi; Ascomycota; Sordariomycetes; Amphisphaeriales; Pseudomassariaceae
Exons: 3
Coding region: 84-464 (126 amino acids)
Biological process (GO): translation
Cellular component (GO): ribosome; small ribosomal subunit; mitochondrion
Molecular function (GO): RNA binding; structural constituent of ribosome
Source: RefSeq, a predicted model, not a curated record